Emys orbicularis (European pond turtle) is the source of this 1425-nucleotide messenger RNA. It is a transcript of the gene GABRA3, whose product is annotated as gamma-aminobutyric acid type A receptor subunit alpha3. Gene Ontology annotation, molecular function: GABA-gated chloride ion channel activity; benzodiazepine receptor activity; GABA-A receptor activity. The transcript has 9 exons. NCBI's taxonomy places the organism in Eukaryota, Metazoa, Chordata, Testudines, Emydidae. Gene Ontology annotation, biological process: nervous system process; chloride transmembrane transport; synaptic transmission, GABAergic. Bases 1 to 1425 code for a protein of 474 amino acids. The record is from RefSeq and is a predicted model, not a curated record. Gene Ontology annotation, cellular component: GABA-A receptor complex; dendrite membrane; plasma membrane.
AUGGCGCUGAGCAUCCCAGGAACUGUUCCUCUCUGUACCAUUAGCCUUGGAAUUCUACUCAUGGCGUAUGCUCUCCCUGCUGAAGCUGGGCUUUCUCAGAAGCACGGUCCAGAUAUUGUUGAUGACAGCAAGGACAAUAUCACCAUUUUCACACGCAUUCUGGACCGGCUGUUGGAUGGGUAUGACAAUCGGCUGAGACCUGGACUUGGAGACAGCGUAACUGAAGUCAAGACAGACAUUUAUGUGACGAGUUUCGGCCCUGUCUCAGACACAGACAUGGAAUACACCAUUGAUGUAUUUUUCCGGCAGUCCUGGAGAGAUGAGCGGCUUAAGUUUGAUGGCCCCAUGAAGGUCCUCCCCCUUAACAACUUGCUGGCCAGUAAGAUCUGGACUCCUGACACCUUCUUUCACAAUGGCAAGAAAUCAGUGGCCCACAACAUGACCACACCCAACAAGCUGCUGCGCCUGGUGGACAAUGGCACCCUUCUGUACACCAUGAGGUUAACCAUUCAUGCUGAGUGCCCCAUGCACCUGGAGGACUUCCCAAUGGACGUGCAUGCCUGCCCGCUGAAAUUUGGGAGCUAUGCCUACACAAAGACAGAGGUGAUCUACUCCUGGACGCUGGGGAAGGAUAAAUCAGUGGAAGUGGCCAAAGGUGGAUCUCGCCUGAAUCAGUAUGACCUCCUGGGCCAUGUGGUCGGAACAGAGACAGUCCGAUCCAGUACAGGGGAAUAUGUCGUCAUGACCACGCACUUUCACCUCAAGCGGAAGAUUGGGUACUUUGUGAUCCAGACGUACCUGCCCUGCAUUAUGACAGUCAUCCUAUCACAGGUUUCCUUCUGGCUUAACAGGGAGUCUGUUCCCGCCCGGACUGUAUUCGGUGUCACCACCGUUCUCACCAUGACCACACUGAGCAUCAGCGCCAGAAACUCCUUACCGAAAGUGGCGUACGCGACGGCCAUGGAUUGGUUCAUAGCCGUCUGUUACGCCUUUGUGUUUUCUGCGCUGAUCGAGUUUGCCACUGUCAACUACUUCACCAAGCGGAGCUGGGCCUGGGAUGGCAAGAAGGUGCUGGAGGCCCAGGAGAUGAAGAAAAAAGAGCCGGUGGCACUGGCCAAGAAAGCCAACAACACCUACAACAUUGUGGGUACGACGUACGCCCUCAACAUCGCCAAGGAUCCUGGCCUGCCCACCAUCUCCAAGAGUGCUGCCGCCACUGCCACCGCCACUGCCACCAUGCCUCCCAAAGGCCCCCGCGUGGAGGAGAAGCCCCCGGAAAGCAAGAAGACCUACAACAGCGUCAGCAAGGUGGACAAGAUGUCACGCAUUGUCUUUCCCGUCCUCUUCGCCAUUUUCAACCUUGUCUACUGGGCCACGUAUGUAAACCGGGAGUCAGCCAUCAAGGGCAUGAUCCCCAAACAAUAA